CUCCUCUCCUCUACCCGUCUUCUGUUCCUCCUCUCUCCUCCUCUCCUCUACCCGUCUUCUGUUCCUCCUCUCCUCCUCCUCUCCUCUACCCGUCUUCUGUUCCUCCUCUCCUCCUCCUUCCCUCUGCCCAUCCUGGAGAUCACCAAGACGUUAGAGUUAGGUUAGGCUGUCCUUGCCUAAGAAAGACAGAUGUACAAACACACUAGACUGCAGGACCUGUUAUCAUGGUCAACCACUGUGCCUUACACUAUGUCAUUACUUUAAUCUCUCAGAUCAAUGUGAUUUAAAUGUUUACUUUUAAAGUUCCCUAUUAAUAUCUUAGAAAUUGACAUUUUUGAUGGGUGAGUUUGGUUAGGAGAUAAGUAAAGAUAUACAUUUGAAUAUAACUAUGGAUAAUGUUCAACCCUGUUAUGGUUGUGUAUAAACAGUUAGUGGGGUUUUUUAUAGUGCCAUUUUGUGGUGUUUCAAGAAUAUGCCAGAUCUCUCUUUCUACAUAUCCUGUAUGACCGAAGAUAUUUGAAGGUAUUAGACAACAUAUUUAGACUGAGGAGACAUGCAAAGAAUGUAUCAUUGAUUGAUACAUACUUGUCAUUCCUCCCAUGUCGUGCUUUUAUUCGUGUUAUCAAGGGUGUUUUCCAACAUAGAAGAAGAUUGGUUGUAAAUGUUCAUGUUUGAGGUACUACAAACUAUUUUUUUAUAAAUCCAUACAUUGGUCUCCUCUUGUCUUAAAUAUGUAAAUGAUUUGAAAAUGACUUCUAAAGAGUUCAUGUGUGAGAUAUAGAGGUUGAAUGAUAUGUCAGUGUGUGUGUGUGUGUGUGUGUGUGUGUGUGUGUGUGUGUGUGUGUGUGUGUGUGUGUGUGUGUGUGUGUGUGUGUGUGUGUGUGUGUGUGUGUGUGUUUGUGUUUAUGUAUGCUAGGUUGUAUGCAUCCUUGUGCAUACAUGUGUGCGUACCUGCGUUUGUGUGUGUGUCAAUUGCAUUGUGUGUGUGUGUGUGUGUGUGUGUGUGUGUGUGUGUGUGUGUGUGUGUGUGUGUGUGUGUGUGUUGUGUGUGUGUGUGUGUGUGUGUGUUUUUUUUAGCGCCAGCGAACCAGGGGUGUUUAAAACUGCACCCAGGUGUUUAAAGAGAGCAGGACUCAUAAAUCCAUAGAGUCAUCCUGGGUUACACCUAUAUGAGAGAGAGAGAGAGAGACGGGGAGAGAGAGAGAGCGAGGGGGACGGGGAGAGAGAGUGAGGGGGACGGGGAGAGAGAGAGAGAGGAGAAACAGAGCAAGAGAGAGGUAAAGGGGACAAAGAGGAAGAAGGAAAGGGGUCAGAGGACAGAGAGAAGGAAAGAGAAUAGAGGACAGCAGUUGAAGGAAAGAAGAAGACGGACACAACAAAACGCCUAUGAAGAGCUCUGGAAUGAAACACUAGAAGGGGCCCCAGUUACUCUAUUGGAACACCCCAACAUUGACCUUUUGAGAGGUACCAACAAUGACCAUCCACCGUGCCAGCUGAGAACGCAAGACAAACUAGCCUCUGGAUACAGUCUGAGAGCUUCUGAAUCACCACAAACUGACCAACGACAACACACUGUCAACUCAGGACAUCAAGCUACUCCCAAUCCCAAGUCACCGGUGCGGUUCAAGUCCACUAGAAACUGAAGCGUCUGUCUGUUUUUCUGUAUCGCCUGGGCUUCGUCCGGUACCCGCGGGAAGGAAAGGAUCAUGGGGGCUUGGAGGAGCUGGAGCGGGGACGUGGAAACAUCGGGAGAUAAGAGACACUCGAUGAGGUGGACUUGUCAGCCAUGUCCUGGUUCACCUUAAAGCUGCAGGUUAACAGUCGUAGUGGAACUGAAGCCACUGUUGAAGCAUCACUACACACGGCCUGUUUUCCUAUUGGAUUUAGAUUCAAUUUAGAUAAAGAGUCAGAAGGCCAAAGACGAUUUAUGUGUUUUCAAGUCAAAUGUUACUUGUCACAUACACAGUUUCCAGCAGGUUUAAAAGGUGCAGUGACAUGCUGACGUGCUAUCUCCCUCAACAAUGCAGAACAGCGUGCUAUCUCCCUCAACAAUGCAGAACAGCGUGCUAUCUCCCUCAACAAUGCAGAACAACGUGCUAUCUCCCUCAACAAUGCAGAACAACGUGCUAUCUCCCUCAACAAUGCAGAACAGUUGUUGUUUUUGUCUGGUUCUGUCUGUUUUUCACUGGAUCUUAUGCAGUGCUGAAAGUCGCCUCACAUUCUUAAUGAUUCUCUAUUCACUCCAACAUGGAGCACUUUAAAAUCCGUUUGGAAUCCAUAAGCAACUGUUUAAAAUCUUUCUGAAUACUAAUAGUAAUAACAGUUUAUCCCAGUAAAGUGAUCACUUCAUUGUAGGGACGUGCUGGCCUUAUUUAUGAACUCAAACCUUUCCCCAACAAUGAACCAGAGCCAGACACCCAUCGUGACCUCCAUCUCCCCCCAGCUUGGUUCUGGGGGCUUGGGCGGUGUCUCUGGAGGGGGUAGCUCCGGGGGUGGAGGUUUGUGGGUGACCUCUCUCCUCGGCGCUACCCUCCUAAUCAUGCUCGCCAUGGGGGUGGCGGGCAACAUCUACACCCUCUUCAUCAUGCGUUCCGCGGCUCUCCGCCGAUCCGGCUCUAUGUACGUCUAUAUACUCAACCUUGCCCUCGCCGACCUCCUCUACCUCUCUACGAUCCCAUUCGUCAUCUGCACCUACUUUGCUCACGAUUGGUUGUUCGGCGAGGCCGGUUGCCGGGUCCUCCUGAGUCUCGAUCUCCUCACCAUGCACGCCAGCGUCUUCGUCCUGGUCGCUAUGUCGUUGGAGCGCUACCGGGCCGUGGCAAAGCCGUUUGACGCCCGGCGAUCCAGCACGCGGGGACGGAAGGUAGUGGCGGCCGUCAUCUGGUUCGCGGCGUUUGUCCUGACACUACCCAUGAUGAUUAUGAUACGGCUGAGGGAAGGGAAGUCGAACGCGGCCGGGAACGUCAAGCGGAUCUGUUACCCGACGUGGACCCACGAGGCCUUCAAGGCCUACCUCACCGUCCUGUUUCUAACCAGCGUCCUCGUACCCGGUUUAGUCAUUGUUGGUCUCUACGCUGGCCUAGCACGUCGCUAUUGGACCGCUCAGGCUAGCUUGGGACGAAGCAGCCGUUCAGCGAGAAGACGAGGCUUAAAACAAAAGGUAGUAACAAUGAUUUUUUGUAUCAUUGUAGCGUACUGGGUGUGUUUCCUGCCUUUCUGGGGGUGGCAGUUGGCACAGUUAUUUUCCCCACAGUCCCUCAGGGCUCUGUCUCCUGCCACUCACAGUUACAUGAAUUUCUUUGUAACGUGUCUGACCUAUGGGAAUAGCUGCAUUAACCCUCUGUUGUACACCCUCCUGACCCGGAACUAUAAGGACUAUCUGGCUCAGAAGGGUCAGAGCACAGGGUCAAGUAGGGGAGACCCGGCAGCCGGAGCACCCCUACAGGAUCUAUAAUCAGAGUAGAGGUGACCUGGGGUCAGCAGCCGGAGCACCCCUACAGGAUCUAUAAUCAGAGUAGAGGUGACCUGGGGUCAGCAGCCGGAGCACCCCUACAGGAUCUGUAAUCAGAGUAGAGGUGACCUGGGGUCAGCAGCCGGAGCACCCCUACAGGAUCUGUAAUCAGAGUAGAGGUGACCUGGGGUCAGCAGCCGGAGCACCCCUACAGGAUCUGUAAUCAGUGUAGAGGUGACCUGGGGUCAGCAGCCGGAGCACCCCUACAGGAUCUGUAAUCAGAGUAGAGGUGACCUGGGGUCAGCAGCCGGAGCACCCCUACAGGAUCUGUAAUCAGAGUAGAGGUGACCUGGGGUCAGCAGCCGGAGCACCCCUACAGGAUCUAUAAUCAGAGUAGAGGUGACCUGGGGUCAGCAGACGGAGCACCCCUACAGGAAAUAUAGGAGAAGAGGGGGGAAGUAUUUUGACGUGACACAAGUAGGAACUAUUAUACUUGACUUAAAUCCUUUUUAUGCUGGGGAGGAUAGGUCAUCCAUGCAGGAACUAUAAAAGAGGGGGAGUUAUUCUGACAAGAGCACUAUUCCCAAAGCAUUUCUGAUACAGCAUUUUUAUCUUUUCACUCUGAGGAGCACCUUGGAUUUGGUGAAAACAUGAGGACAUUUCUUUAUAGCUGUUGGGGCAAGAGCAGCCUCCAAAACAAACAAAUUGUUAUUUGAGUAGUUAGUGCAGCAUAAACUUGACCUAACAACAUGGCUUCCUCUAAACUCAGUAGUUUUUGUAUUUUUACAUCAUCUGAAUAUUAUUGGUAUAUAGUUAUACAGGUGUUGGAUCUUAAUUUGUGCCAGUUUGCUACAGCAGGAAAAUAACCCUGCAGCAACAGGAAAAGUGAAUUAUUAUGUGGAUUAUAAUUAAUGGACGUUUUCUGUAGGGAUUGAUAGAUUUUUCGUAAGGGAAAAUCAAGUCUGGAAUGUCAAAGUGGAAAUGACAAAUUUAAGAAAGUUUUUUUCUAACUCAAAGCCUUGUCAAACCUCAAACCUCUAAUUGUUUAAUUUCACACAUUACAGGAAAGUUGUCCUGCAACAGAGUGAUCAGAUUAAGAUCCUACAUCUGCAGCAAUAGCUGUUUGACAUAUAUUUUGCCAGGGGAUUCCAGUUUGCAUUCAUCAUGUAGGCUGCUGUAUUUCUUCUGACAUAUUGACAUGUCAUUCAAUCAGUCACUGUGUAUUUCUUGUGACAUAUUGACAUGUCAUUCAACCAGUCACUGUGUAUUUCUUGUGACAUAUUGACAUGUCAUUCAACCAGUCACUGUGUAUUUCUUGUGACAUAUUGACAUGUCAUGCAACCAGUCACUGUGUAUUUCUUGUGACAUAUUGACAUGUCAUUCAACCAGUCACUGUGUAUUUCUUGUGACAUAUUGACAUGUCAUUCAACCAGUCACUGUGUAUUUCUUGUGACAUAUUGACAUGUCAUUCAACCAGUCACUGUGUAUUUCUUGUGACAUAUUGACAUGUCAUUCAACCAGUCACUGUGUAUUUCUUGUGACAUAUUGACAUGUCAUUCAACCAGUCACUGUGUAUUUCUUGUGACAUAUUGACAUGUCAUUCAACCAGUCACUGUGUAUUUUGUUUCUUACUUCGACGUUGUUGUCAUAUUGCCAAAAAUGUGUCAAGCUAAUGUUCUUGGUUGGUUUUUCUCAUCUUGUGUUCUUUUAUUACAUGAUUGUUCUAAUAAAGUUUUGACAGAUUGA
Messenger RNA from Oncorhynchus tshawytscha (Chinook salmon), 5197 nucleotides. RefSeq names its product urotensin-2 receptor. Bases 2375 to 3454 code for a protein of 359 amino acids. The transcript has 2 exons. Gene Ontology annotation, cellular component: membrane. Gene Ontology annotation, biological process: neuropeptide signaling pathway; regulation of blood pressure; blood vessel diameter maintenance. NCBI's taxonomy places the organism in Eukaryota, Metazoa, Chordata, Actinopteri, Salmoniformes, Salmonidae. Gene Ontology annotation, molecular function: urotensin II receptor activity. The record is from RefSeq and is a predicted model, not a curated record.